UUGGCAAAGUAGCAUGUCAUAGCAAGUCAGAGAAUGAGCUAGCUUAUCUUGCUGGCUAUGAUAACUGGAAAUUAGUGUUGCCCGUAGCUGUUGUUGCAAAGGCAUGCGACUUUAAUAACUGCAUCACGCAGAGAGAAUCUACUAAAAUUGUUUUUAUUUGCCAUUUGUGUAAUUCUUAUUCACCUGGGAACUUCAGUCAACGUGAACAAGCUAACUUAACAAUGUCUUUCGUGCCUGGCCAGCCGGUUACUGCUGUUGUGCAACGAAUCGAAAUAGUCAAACUACGACAGGGUGACAACUUGAUUUUGGGCUUCAGUAUUGGAGGAGGAAUAGAUCAAGAUCCAGGACAAAAUCCCUUUUCUGAGGACAAGAGCGAUAAGGGUAUCUAUGUGACAAGAGUAACACCAGGAGGACCAGCGGAAGUGGCAGGUCUGAAGAUGGGAGACAAAGUAAUGCAGGUUAAUGGUUGGGACAUGACAGUGGUGACUCAUGACCAAGCUCGCAAAAAACUUACCAAGAAGAAUGAAGACGUGGUGCGGCUGUUGGUGACCAGGAAGGGGCUGGAAAAUGCUGUCAGAAACGCCAUGAUGUAAUAAUGAUGACAAACAAACACACUCUCAUUCAAGGGGAUUUUAAUCAAACAAUUAUGUGGCCAGCUGUAAUUGGAUCUGAAUGGGAUGCAGAGGCUAGAAAUUAUGAGUUUUAGGAAAGGAAUCACAUGCAUGAGUGAAAUAACAUGUGUGGGGAACAACUAGCUCUGCAUUAUCUGCCAAAGUUCAAAGCCAUUCUGACAAGGUAUUAGAAGGUAUUAGAGCCUACUGUACAAGUGGCCUCUCUCUGACCGUUAUUUUUGUGUGCGGGAUUACUUUUUUUGUGUGCAUGAUUACUUACACAUUCUAAUAUUUUUCGUUUUUUGUUUCGUUUUGAUUUUUAUUUAAUUUUUUUAUAUAUAUAAUCAGUAACACAACUUUUUUUCUAAGGGUCAUGUUAUAAAAACAAUAGGAUUCCACAACAGUGUUGACUGUUUCUUUAACUUUGCUCAAACCAAACUCACAAAAUACCAAGAGAUUCAAUUUUCACAUUUUCUCUUUUGUGUGUGUAUACACUGAAGGGGAGAAAUCAAAUGACAAAAUGAAAAAAUUAUAUUGUAAUCUAACAGCAGACACUUUUCAGCCAGGAAGGAUUUGAUAGCCCUAAAAUCAUACCUGUAGUUUAAACACAAACACAACAUUCCUCUAUGUGCCAUUUUUCAUAGAUUUAUAGUCGUACACUUUGUGUUCAGUGUGCGUUACGUGGCUGAUAUGACUGGCUCCGCAACAACAUUGUAUAUCAAAUGAACAGUUACACAUUCUCUUCUACAUUAUGGAAUUCAUGAUUAUAUAGUUGACCCACACACUCAUCUCACUCAACCUUUUAUACACCCAGUUUGUGUUUGUCAUGUAUCUCAGUGCUAAUUUUUUUCAUACUAAGUGCAUGGAAUUGGUUCAUGUUCUCUUUUAUUUAGGCCACUACUUGAUUGUUUUACAGUCACUUUGGUUUUGGGGUAAACUUUCCCUCUUGUAAUGCAUCUAUGCAUUUAAUGCAAGUACUGUCCAUUAAAUUCCAGAACUGUAAUAAUAUACAUUGUUGAUCAUACCCUUCUGGAGAAAUCAUGUUUCUUUAUGUCCAUAUAAUUCUUGUUUUGAGUUUGUUUUACUUUUAAUGUUUCAAUUGGGAGCUGGCCACACUGUCUUACUUCAUUGACUAUCUUUAUUUCAAUCACUAUACACUGGCUCUCUUUUGUAAGUGUCCUUUCUUUAACUGAUUUACCUGAACUUGCUGCAAUCUUUUACUGGUAGAAUCAACAGUUUUGAUAUUCCCAUUUUGACAUUUGAUUGUAUAUUUUUAUAUAUGGACUAUAUAAAAUGAUUUAGUUAAA
This is a messenger RNA of Alosa alosa (allis shad), 1918 nucleotides long. RefSeq names its product Tax1 (human T-cell leukemia virus type I) binding protein 3 (gene tax1bp3). NCBI's taxonomy places the organism in Eukaryota, Metazoa, Chordata, Actinopteri, Clupeiformes, Clupeidae. The coding region runs from base 222 to 593 and encodes 123 amino acids. Gene Ontology annotation, cellular component: postsynaptic density; adherens junction; postsynaptic membrane. Gene Ontology annotation, molecular function: protein binding. Gene Ontology annotation, biological process: neurotransmitter receptor transport postsynaptic membrane to endosome; neurotransmitter receptor transport, endosome to postsynaptic membrane. The record is from RefSeq and is a predicted model, not a curated record. The transcript is spliced from 4 exons.